Messenger RNA from Scylla paramamosain (green mud crab), 1795 nucleotides. RefSeq lists its product as uncharacterized. Bases 1186 to 1572 code for a protein of 128 amino acids. NCBI's taxonomy places the organism in Eukaryota, Metazoa, Arthropoda, Malacostraca, Decapoda, Portunidae. The transcript has 3 exons. Gene Ontology annotation, cellular component: membrane. The record is from RefSeq and is a predicted model, not a curated record.
CGAUCCACACUCCCCUGCCAUCCACCCACAAGCCCACAUCACAUCCCCGCCGGUGCGACGAUAUCCUGCACUGGCCAAAGGGACGAGUGGAGAGAGGUGUGACUGGAGGUACAGUUUCCUUCUUUUCCCUCCCUCUUACACUGCUACAACAGAAGCACUUCGAGAGGGGAAAAAACAACCACGUGCUUGAGUUUACGUGGAGUUUUAGUGAGGGAGGCUGAGGCAGAGAGUGAAGUGCCAGGCAAGGAGAGGAGUUAGAAGAAAAAAGAUUAAGGAGGAAGAACUGAAGGUCAUUGUAACAGAACACAAGGAGACGCUCCGAGAAGGAAAAACAUUGUAAAUUAAAAAGACAACGCACUCAUUAAAUGACUAUAAGUAUGGAAGAAAAGGCCGAUAAAUUAGUCUUAAAAAACAGAGGAUAAGUAACUUCAAAGAAAACAUCAGCAAAAUACAGUGUGCCUCAUGUUUAAAGAGAGAUUUAUGUUCUUCCUUUGCAGUAUAUGGCGAAUAGUAUUUUUUUGUUGUCUCUAACAGACCUACGGUACAGAUCUCGUUCCGUUGGAAAAUCUAACGGUGUCACACAAACUCCUGAAUCCUAACAUAGACAUUAUUAUUUUUCCCUCUUUCUUUGGAUGUUCCUCUCCAGCUCAGCUUGCUGAAGGUAUAUUCACUUCCUAAGAGAAUACCUGCAAGAUUAUUUUGAUGUCAACGGAAGGCAAACUUUAUCACGCUUGACAUUUCAUACCCUGAAUAAGUCCUGUGGACCAAUAAUAGUAAAAAUACUUUAAUAAGAAGUUUGUCAAUAAAUUAAAGGAUAGAUACUGCAUUACUGAAAAUUAACUCCAAGUUUCACCGGCAAACUCCACCCAACAUUACGAUGCAGGGGAAGAGCUAUUUGGCUUGGGCUAUUAUCUUCCUGACCGUGGCGAGGACUGUUAGGUUGACGGCAGCGCAGGAGUUCAUAUACACAAAGUUCUCAUGUGACGACAUGAUACCACAACAUACGACAGAGGUCACCAGGCUGUUGGAGGAGGAGAAAGCAGAGAUGGAGUCAAAUCAUGUCAACACCCCGACUUCACCAAUGACCGAGGAGGAAGAGGAGAGUUCAGGUUCAAAUACCACAACUACUACCACCACACACCACCACAACCACCACCAGAACCUCCACCUGUCCCUAAGGCCCAGAUGUACAGUGGGAACAUCAACAUGCAGAUACUCACCAGCGAGGACAAGUACCGACGCCUUAAGACUCUGGAAGUCACUCUACAAUCCUCGGACUACAUCAACGGGUUCCUGCUACAGGCGAGGAAGGUCGAGCAAUCCAAAACUGUGGUGGGGACCUUCCUCCGCUCACCUCACCGAGGAAACAUCAUAUCUUGCAAUAGCUCAAUGGCGAAUACGGUGGUGAUGGAGACAGCCCCCCUGCGCCUUGCCAACCUCUCCUUUACCUGGCUGGCUCCUGAAGCUAGUAUGGGCACCAUUGAAUUCGUUGCCAGCGUACUGGUGAACAAGAGUACCAGCUACAAAAUCAUUAGAUCGGACCCCCUGAAGCUGAACCUGUACCGUAAGUAGCUUUCUUCAGUAAAUGAAUGAAAAGAAACAGAGAUGGAUAGAUUGAGUAACAAAUAAACUGAUAAGUAUCAAAUUUACUAAAUAGACUUAUGUCAUAUGUAUGUAAAUAUUUAAAAGAAUGCAUCCAUCCACUUAUAAAUACGUAAGAACAUACAUAUACAUAUUAGAAAAGUACUGGUUACGUUUUGGAGUCAAUGAAUUGCCUUUUGGGAGCCUAACAUUA